Molecule: messenger RNA, 363 nt
Organism: Dentiscutata erythropus
Lineage: Eukaryota; Fungi; Glomeromycota; Glomeromycetes; Diversisporales; Gigasporaceae
Source: the annotation of a GenBank genome assembly
AUGACAGCAGUUGCUCUCGAAAAUGCUGAAAUUAACCAAACUGAUAUCGUUAUUCCUAUUGAAAUGAAAGAUUACAUGGAUCAAGAUAAUGUUAUUCAAAUAUUCAAAUCUUAUCACUUAACAAAUGCACAACAUUUAACACGUAUAACCUCGACUGUAAAGAAAGGAUCUGUAAUGUUUAUUUUUGGCGAACUUAUUUUGGUUGAUGAAACUUUCAUUAUUCAUCUUCGAAGUAUAAACUUCUCUGAACACCAAAAACUGUCUGUUACUGUAAAAAAUCCAUCUAACCUUCCUUGGCAAAUUGAAGCUCCUACAAAUAAAUCCGAUACAGUUGAGAAUGUAUCUCAAACUAUAGCUAUAUGA